This is a messenger RNA of Cladocopium goreaui, 1623 nucleotides long. The record is from the annotation of a GenBank genome assembly. Lineage: Eukaryota; Dinophyceae; Suessiales; Symbiodiniaceae.
AUGUUGGCACCAAUUUUGGCUGUCCGUUGGCUGUUCCGGUGGUUGGAGUUUGAAGCUUGGCGAGAGCAAUUGUCGCGAGGAAAGUGCAUUAGAGGUGACGACGUUGCAGAUGAAGCGGCGCUCGGCGCCGCCCGGGUACGAGUGUGUGCACGCUUCAGGCCUUUGCUACCAGAGGAGAGUGGUCCAUGUGGGCGAAUCACCUGGGACGAGGAGGAUGCACCAAAGAAAGUGCAUACCAUUGGAGGACGAAGUGAUGCUGGGAAGACCUUUGAAUUCGACCGAGUCUUUCCUCCUCCGACUUCACAGCAAGAGGUCUUUGAAGAUGCGGGCUUAGCCAAUUUCUUGGAUGCCGUGUUGGAUGGCUACCACGCCACCGUCUUUGCCUAUGGGCAGACUGGAAGUGGAAAGACCCACACCAUGGAGGGGUUUGUCUACCAAGCCGCAGCACAAGGGAAGGUGCCACAGGUGAACCCCAGCCGAACGGCGCCCGAACGUCUGGGCAUCGUUCCGCGGUGUAUCGAAGGCCUGUUCGAGCGAAUGGAGCAGCAAAGUCUGCAGAGUGACAAAAGUUUCACCCUUCGCUUGUCUUUCCUUCAGAUCUACAAUGAGAAAAUCUUCGACCUGCUGAAUCCGGUGCACCUCACCAACCAUGGCGCCUCCAGCGGCGGAAACCAUGGCCUGCGUUUGCGCUGGAACAGCCGUGAAGCUGCCGUGUCGGUGGAGAAUUUGUUCGUCUUUGAAUGCAGGACACCCUCAGAGGCGUUGAAUUACUACAAGGCCGGUGUGAAAAACCGUACCGUGGCCAGUCACCAGAUGAACCAGGCCAGCAGCCGAUCUCACUCCGUCUUGAUGUUGACCAUCGAAAGGCGGAGUGAGGCGAGCAUCGACCGCACGUCCAAGUUGACCCUGGUGGACCUCGCUGGCUCCGAGCGGCAAUCCAUCACAGGUGCUACGGGGCGAACUCUGCAAGAGAGCGUGGGCAUCAACCAGUCCUUGUUCGUUUUAAGGAAAGUCAUCAUGUCCCUGGCGAAGCAAAGUCGUGGUGCUUCAAAACUCAUGGUGCCGUAUCGCGAGUCCAAGCUUACCAUCUUGCUACGUGAUGCAAUUGGUGGCUCAGGCUAUACCUUAAUGCUGGCCUGCAUCUCGGUCUUGGACUCCAACUGGGAGGAGAACCUCUCCACCUUGCAGUAUGCCUGUACGGCCGGAUCCAUUCGGAAUCGACCUGUGGUGAAUCUGGAUCCGACCACCCUGCUGAUUCGCCAGCUGCGCCGGGAAGUUCAGAGUCUGAAGAGUCAACUAUCUUUGGCUCAGAACUACGUUCUGAAAGUCACUGGAAAACCCAUUCCCCGAGAGGUCCUGCUGGGGGAUUUCACAAAGGUGCCGGACGACUUCGUCUUCGUCGCCGAAUCUCCCGCAGUCCCAAGGGGCGCGCCACCGGCGCCGGCCGCGCCGGCCCCCAGGCCACCCAUGACGCCGUUGAUGCCUCCUACGCCAUCUCCACCACAGAAAUCGGAGAGAGACAGGAGCGUGGAACGGCUGGAAUCUGCUGAGUCGCAAGAAGGAGAAAGCCUGGGAGUGGGUCCUCCCAGCGGUGAGGCUGCGCAACCUGAUCCCCUGGGGUAG